Molecule: messenger RNA, 1236 nt
Organism: Cylicocyclus nassatus
Lineage: Eukaryota; Metazoa; Nematoda; Chromadorea; Rhabditida; Strongylidae
Source: the annotation of a GenBank genome assembly
AUGAUGGAAAAUACUCGUGCUAUACCUUUUGUGCCUAUUUCUAUCUACAUCACAGGGACAAUGCUCAAUUUCUUUUUGCUCUACGUUUACUGGCACUGGUAUUGGCAUGUGGAUAGCCUAUGGAGUUCAGCUGUGAAAAUUCGUUUUGGACAGAUUGUGCGAAAUGCAAACAAUCGCUCAAGGAGGGAUAAGCCAAUGAGGCCCAGAGAGUCUAUAGAAGAACCACAGGAGCUCACAGUGGAAAAGCUUAUGCAUUUGUCGGAAAAUUCUUGGUCCGAUACGGAUGCUCCAGAAGAUUCUGUAACCAACGAUGUGACAAAUAGUCGUCGGUUACAAAAGCAAGAAACCAACGUUUCCCUAAUUUUUCAAGAAGCUGAAGCCGCUCGUGCUAAUGGAGAAGUUCUAAAGGACAGAUUGAAGCGCCCUGCAGUGGGAGAGGAGAAGGCUUCCAAUGUACUGGAACUCCCUCUCACUUCAAAAACCGUUCGAGCGAGAUAUCCCCAUGAACCACCGGUGAUUAAGGCUUUGAUGAAACGAGGAAAAGACGAGAUUGUAGCAAAGCAGCUUGAUGGAGCAGUGAAAAGGGCUAUGUACAGGAGGAGAUCAACUAGAGAAGUAAGCAUUGACCAAGACGAUCAGCCUACUUCUGCCAGACCUCGUGUAACCAUCUCCAACUUGCAAACAGUAUCGAUUUAUGAAGAGGAUAAGGAAAGCGAUGAAGAGCCUAAUGCAGAUAUAAGCUCUUCAGUCAAGACGAAAACGACAGAGCAAAACAAUCAGAAGAAAGCAAAACGAACAAAGAAAAGUACACCACGCAAAAGCGCUAUUUCUCCAAGAGCUGCAAGGGCCCUUGCAAAAAGGCAAGCCACAAAACCGAAACCUCCUGCGAAACUACCCAAUGGCUCGGUUCCCAACAACAGCAAAACUCGUUUUAUGGGACGUCAAUCCACGGAGUCAAUAAACCCCAUAGCAGAGCCCAUGCCUCAAGAGACAGUAGCUUCAGCCUUAUCAACUCCCAGUCCACCACCACCUCCACCGAUCGUGGCCACACGACUUGCUCCAGAUGCUGUUGAAAACUUAGUGCUAAAAGCACAGGAAGAAUUGCGAACGGGCCGAACUAAAGAGUUUGCCGCGGAAGAGCGUAGACCUCGGCGAAUUCUACCAAGAACCCCAGAUGAGAAUCCCAGCGGGGAAAUUCCCAGGGCAAAGUUCUACCUGCAGAAUUCGCAUCUAUAG